GACCUCUGUACUGACUUUACGAAUUUUGUUUUGAUCACAUUGAAUUUGACGUCUGUGUUUGUUUGUGUUGUGCGUGAACUGUGAAAUUAAAAAAAAAAAAAUCAUAAAGAAAAUGUCCGACACAGCAGUGGCAAACGAGGCACCGGCGCCGGCGACUCCGGCGAAGAAACCGAAGGCGUCCGCAGGAGCAGGCGGCGCCGCGGCCAAGAAGCCGAAGGCGAAGCCCACCCACCCCAAGACGUCCGAGAUGGUGAACAGCGCCAUCAAGGAGCUCAAGGAGAGGAGCGGCUCUUCGCUGCAGGCGAUCAAGAAAUACAUCGCCGCCCAGUACAAGGUAGACGCCGAGAAGAUGGCACCGUUCAUCAGAAAGUAUCUGAAGAGCGCCGUCGAGUCCGGCGCGCUCAUCCAGACCAAGGGCAAGGGCGCGUCCGGCUCGUUCAAGCUGGAGUCGAAGUCGUCCGCGUCCAAGAAGCCCGCCGGCGGCAAGGGCGCGGCCGCGUCCGCGGCGUCCGCCCGCUCCAAGAAGGCCGCCUCGUCGCCGGCCGCCGCCAGCGGCAGGGGCGGCAAGAAGGCCGCCUCCGCCGCCGCGGCCGCCUCCUCGCCGAGCAAGGCGAAAGCCGCCGCCGCGUCCGCCAGGGACAAGAAGGCCGCCGCCGCGGCCAAGAGGAAGAAGCCCGCCGCCAAGAAGUCCUCCGCCGCAGCCGCCGCCGCGUCCGCGUCCCCGGCCAAGGCGAAAGGCGCCGUCUCCAAGGCGAAGAAGACCGCCAAGCCGCCGACGAAGAAACCAAAAGCGCCCAAACCUAAGAAAGCCGCACCGAAGGCGAAGCCCGCCGCCAAGAAGGCCUCCGCCGCGAAGAAAUAGAGCCACCGCGCGCCAGCCUGCCGCGCGAAGCCCGUCGCCGUCCGUCGCCCGCCGCGGAGCGGAGCGGAGCGGUGUCCGCCCGCCCGCCCGUUCGGUGGUCCUGUACGGUCGAGUCGAGUCGAGUCGUUUCGAAAACCCGUGCGGCUUCACAACCGCAACAAUAAAAAGCCCUUUUCAGGGCUAACAUAUUAUCUCUCUCUUUAUAGUAUCUAACCAACCGAUGCGACGAUUA
Messenger RNA from Bicyclus anynana (squinting bush brown), 1094 nucleotides. RefSeq names its product histone H1B-like. The transcript has a single exon. Lineage: Eukaryota; Metazoa; Arthropoda; Insecta; Lepidoptera; Nymphalidae. The record is from RefSeq and is a predicted model, not a curated record. Gene Ontology annotation, cellular component: nucleosome. Gene Ontology annotation, biological process: nucleosome assembly. Gene Ontology annotation, molecular function: DNA binding; structural constituent of chromatin. Bases 113 to 862 code for a protein of 249 amino acids.